Messenger RNA from Pistacia vera, 2604 nucleotides. RefSeq names its product phosphatidylinositol/phosphatidylcholine transfer protein SFH9. The transcript is spliced from 16 exons. The coding region runs from base 393 to 2189 and encodes 598 amino acids. The record is from RefSeq and is a predicted model, not a curated record. Lineage: Eukaryota; Viridiplantae; Streptophyta; Magnoliopsida; Sapindales; Anacardiaceae.
CUUUAGAUUCCAAAACCCGCCUGAAAAAAAAAAAAAAAAAAAACAGAGCAACAAACAAACAACUCAAACUGCCGCCGUCAUCUAUAACUCCUGACGGACCUCCCCACUUGAUGGGCAAGACAAUGCGCCCCUUUCACGCUUUCUUUCCUUUUCACUCUCACCAUUUCUCAACCUGAAAGCUACCUCCCUGCUUCCAGUUACAAAUUAAUAUAACUAUUUUAUUGUAAAGUUCUUUUCACACAGAGAUCGUCGUUUGAAAGCAACUUCUUUAUAAGAAUAUAAGAACAUACGUAUACAGCAUUUUAAUCGUGAAGCUGAAGAGCUGGAUCGCGUGAAUGUUGGUUGAUCCAAAGAGUCAAUCUGAAUUCUGAUUUUUUUAAAUAUUAGCGGCAAUGCAAGACGUAAUUUUUAUUGAAGAAGGUGACAGGUUUAAAGGCGGGGUAGAUGUUGAGACAUCCGAGGACGAUAAACGGAGAAGUCGGAGCAGAUAUCUGAGGAAGAAAGCAAUGAGUGCAUCAACAAGACUGACACACAGUCUCAGAAAACGCGGCAAGCGUGUUUCUGAUUCUCGAUACGCUUCGAUUUCGAUCGAAGAUGUGAGAGAUGCAGAGGAGGAAAAGGCAGUUAAUGCUUUUCGCAAGACAUUGAUUGCCAAUGACCUUCUUCCACCUCGCCACGAUGAUUACCACACCAUGUUGAGAUUCUUGAAGGCUAGGAAGUUUGACAUUGACAAAACUGUACAGAUGUGGGCAGACAUGCUCAACUGGAGGAAAGAGUUUGGAGCUGAUUCUAUCUUACAGGAUUUUGUCUAUGAUGAAUUUGAAGAAGUCCAGCGUUAUUAUCCUCAUGGUUACCAUGGUGUAGAUAAAGAUGGUCGACCUGUUUAUAUUGAGAGACUCGGCAAAGCUGAACCUAGCAAGCUUAUGAAUGCCACCACAGUGGAAAGGUUUUUAAAAUAUCAUGUGCAGGGGUUUGAGAAGACUUUUGCCGAGAAGUUCCCAGCAUGUUCUAUUGCUGCCAAGAGGCACAUAGAUACUACAAUAACCAUACUGGAUGUCCAUGGAUUGAACUGGAUGAGUUUUGGCAAGGUUGCACAUGAUCUUGUAAUGCGCAUACAGAAAAUUGAUGGUGACAACUAUCCUGAGACAUUACACCAGAUGUUCAUUGUUAAUGCCGGCAAUGGAUUCAAACUGCUAUGGAACACAGCAAAAACCUUUCUGGACCCAAAAACAACUGCAAAGAUUUAUGUUUUAGGCAACAAGUUCCGUAAUAAACUGUUGGAGAUUAUAGACUCGAGCCAAUUACCAGAUUUUCUUGGGGGAACCUGCUCGUGUCCAAAUGAAGGUGGAUGCCUUAGGUCUGACAAGGGACCUUGGAAUAAUACAGGAAUUCUGAAACUGGUGCAUGCUAGUCAUGCUAUGUCCUUGACGAAGACAAUUAGCUCUUCUGAUGGUGAUGAUUUAGAACUCAAAUUAUUCACCUCUAAGGUUGCAAAUAGUGAAAUAUCUUCUAUUGAUUCAACUGUAGAUUCAAGGCCAAAUACUUCAGGCUUCAUACAGUUGGUGCCAUUUCAUAACAAAGGAAGGAUGAAUGGUCCUACUUCCAUCUGCAGUGUGGUUGAACCAGUUGAUGACACAGGAGCUGAUGGUGCUAGAUCCACAAAUGAUUUUGUCAUUGAAGAUAAUCCAAGAAGGCCAUUAAAGAAGUUCAUUCCCCAUGUAACAAGUCUAGUGGUUUGCUUCAUAUUCUAUUUGUUAGCAUGUAUAUAUCUUCUACUUCCGGGAUUGAGAAAAAUUUUUAGGGUGCAACAUGCAAAUAAACCAUUAGAAAAUCAGACUAGAUCUCAGAUACCACAGUCAAUGUCUCAAGAGCAAAAUGUUCCUCAGACAGUUGAGGAGGACUCAUUCCGUCCAUGCUGGGAGAGGCUGCAGCGUUUAGAAGCACUGGUAGGUGAUCUACUUAAUAAACCUAAAAACAUUCCUCCAGAGAAAGAAGACAUGCUUCUUGAAUCACUGAGUCGCAUUAAAUCCAUUGAGCAAGAUUUACAGAAGACAAAAAGAGCACUUAUUGCUACUGCAUCAAAACAAGUAGAGCUUGCCGAGUCAUUGGAAAAUUUAAAGGAAAGCAGCUUACCUGAGACAAAUGCAUGUUGGCCGAGAAACUCCAGAUCUUAUACCCCAGCAAGAUGAGAGUCAUUAUUUUAGAAAACAUGUUUGGUAAAGCUGUCUUUCGAAUUGGUUCAGACAUUCGACGAUGCAGUCACUGCCAAAUUUUGAACGAACUCGUCAGCUUAGGUGGUGAUCAUUCUAGGUUCUUUUAAUUGGAGUUGAGGUUAGCCAGCCAGCGAAGUAAAAGAGUGCUCUUGUUUUUUAGGGCUCAUAACACGGUUCUUAUUGGAGAUAAAAUUUGGCAGUGAGCGGGACAGUGGUGUAUAAUAUUGUUGAUGUUUCUGUACAUAUUAUAUUCACUCUUUGGUUGUUCUCACAGGCUAAGUUGUACAAACUCACCAAUUUUUAGGCAAUUGUGAAAACUAAUUUCUUUUUCUCUCUUUCUUGUCACAUUUGUAUGUGAAGUUACUAGUUGGAGUUGAUGAUUGAGAAUCAA